Aedes albopictus (Asian tiger mosquito) is the source of this 7400-nucleotide messenger RNA. RefSeq names its product transmembrane protein 65. The record is from RefSeq and is a predicted model, not a curated record. The coding region runs from base 56 to 508 and encodes 150 amino acids. Lineage: Eukaryota; Metazoa; Arthropoda; Insecta; Diptera; Culicidae. Gene Ontology annotation, cellular component: mitochondrion. The transcript is spliced from 3 exons.
AGUCCAACAUAUUCAUAUAAAAAAUUAUGAGGCUCAUCUUUAUAAUCUAUUCUUUAUGUCUUAUCGAUUCCGUUUUCUUACAGUGGGACUAGUAAAUGCACUGCCAUUCAUAGGAUUCGGAUUCCUAGAUAACUUCACCAUGAUUAUAGCGGGAGACUACAUCGAACAUACUCUGGGGCUGUUUAUGUGCAUCUCCACCAUGGCGGCGGCUGCCCUGGGGAACACCAUCAGCGACGUGAUUGGCAUCGGGUCGGCCUUCUACGUGGAAAAGCUGGCCGAGAUGAGCGGAGUGAAACCACCCAAACUGACGCCCAUUCAGCUCGAGAUGAAAUCCAGUCGGCGGGCGGCUAACAUGGGACGAGUAAUAGGAAUUACCAUCGGCUGUCUGCUGGGAAUGUGCCCGCUGAUGUUCAUGGAGAACGAGCCGAAAGAUGCGGACAAAAAAGACGACAAGGCCGCUGCAGCUGCUGCCCCGGUCGACGUCGUAGUCGCCGUGCAUGGUAAGUAGAUGGACUAAUCUCUGGUGAUAUCGCCGCAUCGCGCCGAAUGAUCGUCGCUGCCGCUGGGAGGCAGGAAUCUUCUCAAGUUUAGUCAAUUCUAAGAUAGCGCUAAUUAUACGAACUUUAACUGUGUGUGAGGACCGAGUCAUGCCGCGUCGAGAACGUUUAUGUUUGCAUGUUUGUGUUAUCUUAAACCGCGCGCCGGGAACGGGCCGAGCGCGUGAAUUUUAUUUAGACAAACCUUAACCGUGUAAAUAAUACCUAACGUUUAAUUCCUAAUGACGAUGGACGAAAGACAUAGAUGAAAUGAAUGAUGGAUGGCGAAGGAUAGGAACGCUUCGCCGCACGUGCUGAGUAUAACUCUCGUUAUUUACUUUCUACGCUAGUCUUUCACUGUAAGCGGAAUUCGACCGUGUAGUAGUAGGUAAUUAAAAAUAUCAAAUUUUGAUAUAUUAUAGCAAUCUUCUUGUUUUUUUCUCACAUUUGCUGCUCAAACAGUCGACAAUUUAGCUUCAUCAAUCACCACUGCUUAUGACUAACCGUUUUCUUACCAAGUUCUAUUCGAUACAUGCUGAAUAUGUUUGAAGCAGACGAGGAUGUACUUCUGUCGAUCAAUUAUUUCUAUAGAAAUUUAUAAAUGCAUUAUUCUACCAAAGUCGUUUGAAAUGCUUGUGGCACAUGCGACGUAAUGAGUGUUUUAAAUAAAUUUGAAAGUCAUGAGCCAGACUCACCCCACAGCGAAUUUUGUCAUUUGGGUGAUUUAUAUCAGUGUUCUGUACAAACAAUUACCCCAUUUCUCAUGAAAGAACAUACAAAUGAAGCAAAUCCAUCUAGAAAUCUUGUUUUUUUCCGCAUUUCUCAAAUACUCAAAUACCGAAAAGUCAGUAAUUCAGAAACUCAGUAGAAUUUUACCAAAAUCGAUAAUCAGCACGUUCUGAGUGUGUGUAUAAGCAGUGAAUAAAUUUCCGCAGCUAUUUUGACAAUGCUGCAAUCUGUGAUUGUCAUGACAAACCCACACUGUACUAUUAGUUUGUCCCAACUUGAACAGAAUUUGACAAAAGUCGUUUACCGCGUGAAAAACUAUCAUUAAACCACAUUAAACAGUUUCAAAUUUGUAUUCAUAUAAUAUUAUAUUUAUAAGUUGGAAAAGACGCAAUGCAUCUACCGUCAAGGCGCCAUUCACCGUGGGGGCUCUAUUCACCGUGUGCCUUUCCGAAUACAAAUUGAGGUGUAGCUAAGCAUUAGCAAACAACAUCAAUACACUUAGUACUGUCGUUUUAUGUUGUAGCUUUAAUGUAUUCUGACUUCAGCUUGACAUAUGAAAACAUGACAAUGCAUCUGACUUUAAUGUUACAUUAGCAUCUAACGUCAUACUAAUGUAAAACAAUGUGAAUAUGAGCAUCAAGAUACAUCAAAAAACGUUAGGAUCUGAUGUUACAUCAAAAUGCAACGUCAUGCUGAUGUAAAAGGACGUGCUCAUGAGCAUCAAGAUACAUCCGAAAACAUUAAGUUCUGAUGUUACAUCAAAUUGUAACGUCAUGCUGAUGUAUAAUGAUGCAAGUAUAAGCAUCAAGAAACAUUCAAAGACAUUAGGCUCUAAUGUUACAUUAAAAAGUAACGUCAUGUAAUGUAAACUGAUGUUCUCAUAAACAUCAAGAUACAUCUUAAAACGUUAGAUUCUAAUGUUACAUUAUGAGCUAAUGUUGUGCUGAUGUUGAACGAUGUACUCUUUAAAAAUCAAGGACAUUAGAUUCAGAUGUUCCUUGUUGUCUCCUCCAUCAGGAUUACAUUGUGAUUUAGAUGUGUUUAUGCAAGGUAGCAUACAUCAGAAAAUCAAAUGUUUUUGAUGUCAUAAACAACACCCAGAACAUCACAACCUGAUGUUUUCAGACAUUUCUUGAUUUGCAAAAACAUUAGAUUAGAACAUUUACACGGAAGGUUUUUGAUGUGCAAAAACAUGAGAUCAAAACGUUUUCUGAUGUAUGUUGAUGCAUGUAAACAUUAGAUAUAAACGAUAUUCUAAUGUUUCACGAUGUAAAAAACGUUACAUCUAGACGUUUUCAAAUGCAGAUACACCUGAAAACGUUGUGUUCUAAUGUUACAUUCUAACCUAACUUCGUACUGAUGUUGAAAGACGUAUUACAUUAUACGCCAACGUCAUGAUUAAGUAAAUUGAAGUACGUAAAAACAUCGAAAUAAACGUGGUGAUAUCAGAUUCUAACGUUGAACCACGAAGAUAUCAAUCGAUAACGAACUAGGUUCUCCUAUCAUCGAAAGGGAAGUGUCGGGUCAUGUAUUGCGCAUAUCAAAAAUUCUGAUAUGCAUUUUUUGAAGAGGGUUACCGGACCACAUGGUGACCCUCUUUGGGCCUAAAGUGCCCCUUUAGCAAACGGUAGAGACAACACUUAAAAAUUCAAGGUAACAUCUGAGGACCUUAGAAAAACGUCGGAAUAUAAUGUUUCUGUACAUGAACAAACAUUUGACAACGACUAGAUGUUACGUUUUUUACAUCGAAAAACAUUAGAAUAACGUUCGAAUCUAACGUUUACAUACAUCAACAUACAUCAGAAAACAUUUACAUCUAAUGUUUUUUCACAUCUAAAAACAUCUAAAAACAUCAGGUUCUGAUGUUCUGGGUAAUAUUCUUGACAUCAAAAAACGAUUGGUUUCCUGAUGUAUACAUUAAGUUACCUUGCAUAAACACAUCUAAAUCGCAAUGUAUUCUAACGUUCAACAUCAGAAAACAUUCAAAACAUCUGAGAACACCAGAAAUGCAUGCGAAUCAAAUGUUUCUGUGCGUCAAAAAACAUAUAAAAACGUCUAGAUUUAUCGUAUUAUACAUCGCAACACAUGCGAAAAAACGUUAGAAUGUAACGUUUUCGUACAUCAAUAUACAUCAGGAAACGUCUGAAUCUAAUGUUUUUUACAUCAACAUACAUCAGAAAAACGUUUGAAUCUUACGUUUUUGUACAUCAAAAAACAUCUGAAAACGUCAGGUUUUGAUGUUCCGGAUAAUAUUCUUGACAUCAUAACACAUUUGAUUUCCUGAUGUAUACAUUAUGUUACCUUGCAUAAACACAUCUAAAUCGUAAUGUAUUCUAAUGUUCAACGACAGAAGUACAUUAAAACUUGAUGUUGAUGUACACAUCAAAAUCAAAUGUCAGGCUAAUGCAAAUUUUUAUUCGAAUAAUGAAUUGAUUUUAUGGUUUUAUACGAAAGAGCACCUUUUUCUGAGCCACUAUGAUUUUUUUCAGAUUUUUUGAACUUCAUUUUGAUACCUAAAAUCAAUUACAAAGAGAUUUUUUUGAAAUCACCUUUUGACAGCUGGGCAACUGCUUGACAUGACAGCUCCGCCCAAUACAAAAUGCGACAAGGGGUGAUCUGACAAAUCGUUUCCAUACAAAACUUCAAACUGAUUUUUCCCGGUCGCAAAAACUCGUGAAAAUUUGGAUUUCCGCUUAGUUUGGCAUGCAGUUUCAGAAUAUGGAAUUAUCAUAACACCGUUAAAGAAGCCAAUUAUGUAGAUCAAUUUUUGUAGUAUACCCAAGAUAUCUUUUUUUGUCGUUGGUUUUUUUUUUUCAAUGAACUUUUUGAAGUUUUAGAUUUGUGCUCCUGAAAUCUUGAAAUUGGGGGGAGUUCGGGAAUGCUUGCCCUUGACGUUUCCGUCUGCGCGAAAAUCUACCUGAUCGUACUUAGAAAUCCUCUACAUACUAUACUAUCCCCACUCGCAUAUCAGUCCCAUUUGAUUUUUCAUCACUUUUGAGUUAACGUUAUGGAUAGACAUCAUUUUUAACGUUCUUUUAAAACCCAUAAUACAAAUUGUUAAUUUUUAUGUAUAUGUGCGAAAAAAACACCAAAUCAUUAGCGUCCCAUAUUGAAAGUACACGCAUAACAGUCCCAUCACAAAUUUGUGUACCCUAUAAUACAAAAAUGAACAAUGUUGUAGUCAACGUAAUAUUUUUCACAGUUACAUAUCCCUUUCAUGACGAACCAGCACAAUUGUGUUGCUGAGCGGUAACAGUUUUACAUAUUUUUUUUUAUAUGUGAUGUAAACUGUUUCAAUAAUUCAGCCAUUACUUAUACUUGUAUGUGCGCAAACAAACUUUUGUUUACUUUGCCUGUGAAAUUUAAACUAAGUAUACAAAAAGUGGGCAAAACCCGUAAAACAUGAAAAAGUUUUAUCUGUCGCAUAUUUUUUAUUUCCGAUUUAUCCAGGUGGUCAAAGCUAGAAAUCGAAAGAUAAAGAGUAGUUUUAUCAAAUGAGGUAAAACAGGGUAAUUUGUCAAUUGUUGCACGGCUAAAAACUCGCCUAUUGUUGCACACUCCAUGCUUUUCUUAUGGGGUGUGCAAUAAUUGGCGAAUUUUUAGCCGUGCAACAAUUGGCGAUUUACCCUAAUUGAUGCUUUUUAGUGAAAUAUAAGAGUUCUAGAGAGCCAAAGUUGAGCAAUUUGUAUGGAAAUUUCACUUUGUUGCGCUCCGUCUCGAAAGGGAUAUGUAUUGUGAUCCAAAGCAAUCUGGUAAAGUUUUGAGAUGAUCGAAAUAUUUUCCAAGUUAUGACGAUUAUUACACGCAGACGAGUGCACUUCGACAGCACAAAGAUGGGUGCCGAAGUGAUUUCCCAUUUGAUUUUGCUGAAAGUUCGGCACUGGUGCCGAGAAUUGGCGCUCGACUAGAUUCAGUAAACUCCUUCAAAAGCAACUUUCCCACAGAAAAUCUUCACAACACUCACUGUUAACAACUAGUUCACGCAAUAAGGUAUCUGAUUAGGGUGGAAGAAGUGGACAAAAAUGGUCGUUUCGUUGUGAAUUUAGGUAAUGUACAAUUUUGAUUACAUGUUGUGCCGGGAAGGGGGUCAGAAACCCUACAUAUAUGAAAACAAGUUGUCAAACUUCCAACACUGUUUUCUCAAUUCCUACUUUUUACAAAUGGGACUGGUAUGCGAGGGGGGGCAGUAUAGUGAAGAAUUACUAAUCGUACUAGGACACACUCAGAGUUGUAUGCCUGUUAUUAUGACACGAGCACGAGACCUGGUGCGUUAAUAUUCAACAAUGAAUCACUCAUUACGUUGUCGUCUAGUUUCAUUUCUAAUAACUUUCUAAUUGAAUAUAGUUCAAGGUAGGCGGUUUUCUAUUGAAAUAGUCUUCGUUGUUUUAAAUGUCUUGUUAUUAAGCGUUGGUGAUGUAUUAAAUACAAUUACAGAUAAUGUUUUCAAAAUGUUCUGUAUUUAUCAGUACAGUUUUUGCUGUCCGUCUAAUACAUUGCAUAAACAGUUACCAAUUAUAGACAGAAGGAAGCUGAUUGAUUGUUAGAGCACUUAUGGGUCCACCAAAAAUAGAAACUGAAAUUUGUAGCUCACACUAGGUGAGAAUCGAUCCAAUACAAUACCAUAGCCAUACAUACCAUGCUCGUAGAAUAUAGUAAGCAAACGAAUUUCAAAUAUCGUCCAAACAGGUUAGUCGUUUAGAAUACAUGUCCUCUAUAAAAUAGAUGUAAGUAUUAAAGUCAAACCAGAAGAAACAAUUAUAUAGUAAAUGGUAACCCCUGUAGCGAUGCAAUCGCCCCUGCACAAUAAAAGUCAUCCACCGAAAUGGGAUGAAACGUACAAAUCACAUCCUUUAACAUUCUUCACGUCCAUAAAUCGAAUCGUGCAACGGUUGUAACUAUUCCCAUUUCAAACGCUAUUUGUCAUGAGACCGUUGUGCCAGUACGGCAGUACAAGGAUUUCAUUGGUUUCAAACAAUAUCAAAACUAUUAAUCUCGAGGCACUUGUACCGCAGUACAGCAUCACACGGAUUUGUCUUUAACACAACCUUCCGCCCCAGCUGCCUGUCCACGAAGUAGGAAAACAAAUUAAUUCCCUCAACUGGGAUUGAAGGUGCUUUCAAUUACAACGCUCGUUAUUACUUUGAUUUAAAUUUAUUACUGCUGGUCUCUGAAGCGGGAAUUGAAAACACCACCUAACAAGUGGUUUUGUUUCCCUGUUCCAAUAAUAACUAUAACUACAACUAUUAUAAAUGAGUGUAAUGGUACACACAAUCACCAAUUCUAACAGAAAAAAAAACUUCUUCCCAGUCUUAUAGAAUGCCCUGCCUUAAAAGAAAUCCCUGAUGCUUUCAAACUGUUGAGAAAAGAAAACUUUUACUCUAGUAUUACCGUGUUGAAUAAAAGAGAGAAAGAAAUUCCAGAAAUGUUUAACAGCAAAGCAACUUGAAACUACCAAUCAUUCUACGAGAGUUGCAUACUCUCAACGAGGUGGGGGAACUUUGAACAGUGCGCCUCCAAACUAUAAGUGUUACUAUUUUUUCUGCAACAAAGUUUAUCUCUUUCGAAUGUUUAGAAACUCGUUGAUAGGAGUCGAUAAGUAGCAAUUUCUGACGAAAUGUAUAACAUUGACGCGAAAAAAAAAACACUAACGUAGAAUACCAAAACUAGUAGAUUAUAGGGUAACCAAACAGCAACAACAAAAGAACAUCGAUAGAGCAACUAUUAAUAUGUAGCGGAAAUUCGAAUGCAUCAAAUAUCUAUGAUAAGAAAUAAGUAUAAUCCAAAACUGACGGCUCUUCCAUGACAAAUCAACAACUAUUCGAUAGCAAAAAAAAUAUGACAUAGAAAACCCACAGCGGUUGGGCGUAAAUCAAACAGCAACCAAAUAGAAGCAAGCAACUUAACUAUCUUACAUAUUCAAAUCGCGCGGUAUGCAGGAAAUGAAUAUUUGAACAAAAAAAGCUAAUCAUACAUGCGAUCAACUGAUCAACCAUCACAGUAAAUGAAAGUAAUAUAGAAAAUCAUCAAAUACUAAAUGAAAAUGAACUCGUAGCGGUAAGCUGAUUUUAAACUGAUGAAAACAGGAAACACAAUUUCGAAAUAUGAAAAUCCUAAUAAGACAAUGAUCCGAACGAA